Racocetra persica is the source of this 684-nucleotide messenger RNA. The record is from the annotation of a GenBank genome assembly. Lineage: Eukaryota; Fungi; Glomeromycota; Glomeromycetes; Diversisporales; Gigasporaceae.
AUGGCCUGUGAUUCAUCUUAUGGACCAGUAUUAAAUAAUUCUGCAUGUAGUCAGAUGAGAGGAGAUUAUAUUCAAUGUGCCAAAUUGACUGAAAUAUGUUAUGAUUCAAAAAAUGUAACAGAUUGCGUAACUGCUGAAAAUUGUUUUUAUGGAAUAUUCCAACUUUAUAAAACUUCUAAUAGAAGUAUGUAUGAUAUAAGAAAGCAUUGUGAUGAUGAUUUGUGUUAUCCAGAACUCCAAGAUAUUGAGAAAUAUUCUAAUCGUGAAGAUGUUAAAACUGCAUUGGGUGCUAAUCCUUCGUUGGUCUUUCAUGUUCGUAAAGCCGAUGUUGGCAUUAACUUCUAUAAUUCUGGCGAUUGGAUACUUCCCUUUGACAUAUAUGUUUCAUCGCUCUUGGAAAGCAAUGUUCGAGUAUUAAUCUACGCUGGCGAUGCUGACCUUAGAUGUAAUUGGUUUGGUCUUGACGCAUGGACAAAAGCGCUUAAAUGGAGUGGCACAAAAGGUUUUAAUAAUGCUAAUGUUACUCGUUGGGUAACGGUUACUGGUACUCAUUCUGGAGAUGUUAGAACAUUUAAAGAACUUACAUUUCUGAGAAUUUUUGGAUCAGGGCAUUAUGUACCUCAUGAUCAGCCAAUUGCAAGUUUAGAUUUCUUUAAUAAAUGGAUAUUCAAUAAAUAUUUGUAA